Rubroshorea leprosula is the source of this 3638-nucleotide messenger RNA. NCBI's taxonomy places the organism in Eukaryota, Viridiplantae, Streptophyta, Magnoliopsida, Malvales, Dipterocarpaceae. The record is from the annotation of a GenBank genome assembly.
AUUUUCCUCUUUUCCAUUCACCAAAUUCAGAGCUCAAAUCCAUGCACAGAUCAAAACCCUUGGACAAACCAAAAGGUCUGGGUUAUUGUCAAUUUGUUCUGAUAUCAUGGCAAGUGAUACUCCUGGUAUUUUGGGCCAGCAGUUUCACCAGCAUGCACCAGUUGUUGUGCCAAUUGACAGAGGCAGUGGUCAUCGGAAUGUAACUGAUAUCUGUACACAGACAGGUGAGGAAUUUUCGGCAGAGUUCUCCCGAGAUCGUGGAGCUUUAAGAAGAAGACCAGUUACAACAGAGGUUGAUCAUGUCCAGGUUACAACAGAUGUUUGUCAUGUCCAGCCAUGUGGAGCAGCAUUUAAUUAUGUUCAGAACCAAGUGCAGCAUGGGAGGAAUGUAUCUGAUUGUGUUAAUGGACAACAAAUGGGUCAGAUUUUUGAAGAAAAUUAUGCUGACCAAGUAAAUCCUGGAUUGACCAACAGUCCAAUUUAUGCAGUGGAGUCCCCUCAGUCGUACCUUCCUUAUUGUGCAGGAGUAAUGGAAGCUGCUUUAUCUGGCAAAAUGAAAUUUCUAUGUAGCUUUGGGGGCAGAAUAUUGCCCAGGCCAAGUGACGGAAAGCUCAGAUAUGUUGGUGGAGAGACACGCAUUAUAUCCAUACGGAAAAACUUAACUUGGGAAGAACUUGCAAGGAAGACUACAGCGAUUUGUAACCACCCACAUAUAAUCAAGUACCAGCUCCCUGGUGAGGAUCUUGAUGCGCUUGUAUCUGUUUGUUCUAAUGAGGAUCUUCUCAACAUGAUUGAAGAAUACCACGGGCUAGAAAGAAAUGGGGGUUCUCAAAGGCUGCGUAUAUUUCUCAUUUCUUUAGGUGACCCUGAGAGUCCACUUUCUUUAGAGGGAAGAUCUCCACAGCAGACUGAUACUGACUACCAGUAUGUUUCUGCUGUUAAUGGCAUGCUGGAUAUGAGUCCUCAGAAUUCUAGCAGUCAGAGUUUAGCAAGCCCAAGAACCCAGUUGGGAAACGCUUCAGAUUAUAGUCCUAUUCAUAAAGAAACUCCACCAUCUACUAUCGUUUUUGAGAACAAGGAUUACAGUCCAAGGUCUACAAACUUUAAGGGGAUCCUCUCAAAUCCUUCUCCUCAGGUUUUAGCUAAACUUUAUAUUCCAAACAAAUCAUUUAAUCAAUCCCCUCCUCUGUCGCCUGUCCAAGUUCAACAUGGAGAUCCUAAGAAUUCUCCUGUGCUUUUUUAUGUGGAUAGGCAACACGUAGAUUGCAAUGGAAACAUUAAUCCUUUUUUCACAGAAAAACAUUUAUGUGAUAAUUCCUACCAUGUUGAUGCCUCUAGAUAUCAUGACAAUCCUCUUCAUGUUCCUCCUCCAUUGAUAAACUACCAUCACCACAACCAGCAUUUUUUAGAAACUGGCAUGACUAAUAAACCCUGUGAAAUGCAUUUUCACAGUCGCAGUCCCAGUGGAGAUUGUGUGCCUUAUCCACUACAUGGUCAUAGUAAUCUAAAGUCUGAGAUCUCCACUCUUAAGGAAAAGUCAUUCUCUGACUCUCAGUUACAGGGGCUUGAUGAGACAUCUAGUUACCCUGUGGGAGGAGUUGUGAUGCAGGUAUCAUGCAAUAAUGGAAGAGAAGAAAAAUCACCCUCACUAGCAUUGUCAAAUUCCCCUAGAGAGUGGCCAGGGCAAUGGCAAGAUACAACUGAUGGAAAAUACCAAGUGGCCAAGCAUGAGAAUCAGCUCACCAUAGGGAUGGCAGACUGCAAGGGGAAUUUUGAGCUCAAUCAAAUUGAUGUAAAUGAUGCCUCUUCUGAUCAAGACAAGAAACAACAUGAAGGAGAUACUAAAGUUAUAUCACAUUAUGACAGCAAGAAAGAUAGGAAUUUGCAGAACUUAAACUACCUUCCAAGCAUUUCUCUGCCUGCACAAAAUUUAGUGGGUUAUGGAGACUCAACAUUUAGUUUACCAGUCACUAUUGGGCAAAGUUCUGCCGAUAGUACGAGGGACCACUUCUAUGGUUGCCAAAAUACAGUGGAAUCUGAGUUGGAUAUGAGGAACCAAAGUGCUAAAAGGGAUGACCAGUGCACUAGAAUUGAUAUUGUGAAUGGUGAUAAAUUUGUCUAUCAAUCUGCAGAACAACCUCAGCAACUGGCUAACGAAGAAGCAAAUGGAUCAGGCUUUUCCAUCGACAACACUUUAAGUAGAUGGGAAUUUCUCCAUGGUGAAGAAGCUGUCAAUUGCCUGGAACACAAUGCUGCAGGGGUGGAGAUCAGAGAUCAAUCUUACCACAGGUCGAAGUUUGAAGAUGCUGUUGGCAUCCAGUCUAAGCUCUCAGAUGAUUGUAAUGCUAUCAGAGUACUAGAGCCCAUGCUUAUUAUUGAAGAUGUAACUAACAGUCCACCUCCAGACAUCCCAUCAUCUUCAACAGUGGUUCCAAAUAUUCAUGAUUUGACCAGUGAUGAACUUCAGCCAACCAGGCAAGCAGAGGCAGGUGGCCUCGCUCUAGAUUCUUCCUUUGAGGAUUUGAAAAGUGAUGAUGGUCAUGCAAAGGAAUCUUUUGGGGAGGCUGCUAUGGUUGAAAUUGAAGCAGGCAUUUAUGGUUUACAGGUUGUAAAGAAUGAAGAUCUUGAAGAAUUGAAAGAGUUAGGAUCUGGCACAUUUGGAACAGUUUAUCAUGGAAAGUGGAGGGGAACAGACGUUGCUAUUAAGAGGAUAAAAAAGAUAUGUUUUUCAGGGAAAUCUUCAGAGCAAGAGCGGUUGAUUAAUGAAUUCUGGAGAGAGGCACGAAUUCUGUCGAAUCUUCACCAUCCUAAUGUUGUGGCGUUUUAUGGGGUAGUCCCUGAUGGGCCUGAAGGAACAAUGGCAACAGUAACUGAAUACAUGGUGAAUGGAUCAUUGAGGAAUGUGCUAGCAAGUAGAGAUAGGGCAAUUGAUGGUCGUAAAAAGCUUUUAAUUGCAAUGGAUGCAGCUUUUGGCAUGGAAUAUUUGCAUUUGAAGAAUAUUGUUCAUUUUGAUUUGAAGUGCGACAAUUUGCUGGUCAAUUUGAGGGAUCCUCAGAGACCCAUAUGCAAGGUUGGAGAUUUUGGAUUGUCAAGAAUUAAACGCAACACACUCGUAUCUGGUGGUGUCCGUGGAACUCUUCCAUGGAUGGCACCAGAAUUGUUGAAUGGUAGCAGUAGCCGUGUAUCUGAGAAGGUUGAUGUUUUCUCAUUUGGUGUUGCAUUGUGGGAGAUCCUGACCGGCGAAGAGCCAUAUGCUAGCAUGCAUUGUGGUGCUAUAAUCGGUGGAAUAGUGAGUAACACACUCAGGCCACCUAUACCAGAACGUUGCGAUCCUGAGUGGAGAAAACUGAUGGAAGAGUGCUGGUCCUUUGAUCCAGCAGGCAGGCCAUCAUUUACAGAGAUAGCUAACAGGCUGCGUGUAAUGUCAGCAGCAUUACAGCCAAAGCGGCGUAAUGCAAUUAGAUGAAACAAAACCUGCCCAUGUACCAUGUAAGUAUGUAACAUACGUAUUCACACACGUUAGCGUAGAGUAAAGAAAAUUUGUGCAUUUAUGAGAUGAGUUUUUCUGACUAAUGUCACUGUGGCUACUGGUGCAGAGACCAAUCUCUCCCAGAUUGAGAUAAAAUGUAGACAUAUCC